AACAGUGGGUGGAGGCUCUGGGGCCCAGCGAGAGGGGUCCGGCCGCUGUGGGGCCAAUGGUGGAGCAGGGAGAACGCCACCCGAGGGAAGUUGUGGUAUUCUGGAUAACACGGGAGCCUUGGAUCCAUCAGGUGUUGCAUCUGUAACUACAACAGUGACGGCAGCUGCCGUAGUACCUGUCAUUUCUGUUGGCUCCACCAUCUACCAGUCACACGCACUGCCGGGCUCAGCCAUGGGACACACGCAAGGCCUGCAUCCCUACACCACCAUCCAAACCCAUCUGCCUACCGUCUGCACCCCCCAGUACCUGGGCCACCCCCUUCAGCACAUUCCCCGUCCUGUCUUCCCUGUGUCUGGGACGGCCUACCCACAAGGAAUGCACCCUGCUUUUAUUGGUGCUCAGUACCCAUUCUCUGUGGCCACUGGCCCUCAUCCUCCUAUGGCAGCGACCGCUGUCACUUUCCCUGGAGUUCCUGUGCCGUCCAUGACUCAGAUCGCUGUCCACCCGUACCAUACCGCAGAGGCAGCCCUACCUCUUAGCACUACUGUGGCAG
Molecule: messenger RNA, 554 nt
Organism: Sinocyclocheilus grahami
Lineage: Eukaryota; Metazoa; Chordata; Actinopteri; Cypriniformes; Cyprinidae
Product: zinc finger SWIM domain-containing protein 8-like
Exons: 2
Source: RefSeq, a predicted model, not a curated record